GGCGGGGCCUCCUUGGCUCUCAGCACUCUGGGAAGGAGAACAUGGCGGCUCCCUGUAGGUGGUAGUGACCUGUUCUAGCAGCAGAGAUGUGGGCUGUGAUGCAGUUGCUGGGGGUCGGUCGCUCUGCGUGCCCGCUGGUCUCCCAAGCCUCCCGCUCUUUUUCUCUUGGAUGCAGAAAUCUGGCGCGGAACUUUGUACCGCAGCCCAAAAACAAUGACCGCUGGAUCGAGAAGAGGGCCCUGUUUGGAGUAUAUGAUAACAUUGGCAUAUUAGGCGACUUCAAAGCCCACCCCAAGCAUCUGAUCAUAGGACCGUCGUGGCUGCGGGGCUGGAAGGGAAACGAGUUGCAGAGGUGCAUUAGGAAGAAGAUGAUGGUCGGAAGCAGAAUGUUCUAUGAAGAUAGACACAACUUAGAUAAAAGGAUCAGAUACUUGUACAAGAGGUUCAACCGCUACGGAAAGCACCGCUAAGUGUUG
Molecule: messenger RNA, 476 nt
Organism: Nanorana parkeri
Lineage: Eukaryota; Metazoa; Chordata; Amphibia; Anura; Dicroglossidae
Gene: MRPL51
Product: mitochondrial ribosomal protein L51
Exons: 4
Coding region: 87-470 (127 amino acids)
Biological process (GO): translation
Cellular component (GO): mitochondrial large ribosomal subunit
Molecular function (GO): structural constituent of ribosome
Source: RefSeq, a predicted model, not a curated record